Molecule: messenger RNA, 944 nt
Organism: Acaulospora colombiana
Lineage: Eukaryota; Fungi; Glomeromycota; Glomeromycetes; Diversisporales; Acaulosporaceae
Source: the annotation of a GenBank genome assembly
AUGGCUAAGAUUAUUGCGGACGAGCAAGAAUAUUCACAUAAUCAGCCAAGUCCAAAGCGUGUCUUGAAUGACGAACAUAUUGAAAGUGAUGGAUUUUUAAAGAAAAGACGAAGUGCGGACGAUUAUCGAUCAACUCUUCCAAACGAGAUCAUGAUUACCAACGAGGGGACUUCCCAACGAAAGAGAUACGAUAAUGAUUUUCCACCCUGUGACGAAGAGGAUUUCUCGUCAGACUCCGACUCUGAGAUUAUUGAAACUUCUGUCGAGCUUAAGAGGAUUCUAGACCAAACAGUCGAAUCGGAUGCACCCCGCACUCCCCCUCCUCGUCAAGCUCAAAUUCAGUUUAAUAACGAGGAUAACGAUUUACAUGAUCAAGAUAGGAACGAGAAUGCAUCAACCGAGGUUCAAGAUGAGAACGAGAAUGCAUCAAUCGAGGUUCAAGAUCUCAUCACAAAGAUGGAAAAUGUAGAUCAUCGUCUUUUCGAAUAUCGUAUUGUCAACCUAUCCGAAAAAAGUCUCAUAGAUCCAGUAAAUAAAGUCUUUUCGGAUGAUGAUAAAAAAAGAAUGAGAAAAUUCUGGGAAGAGAUGGAGCCAUCGGUCAAAGAGAAGCAGAAUACAUUGCGUCGACCUAGGUGGGAAAAGAGUAUCAAGCCUCUAAUUGACAAGUAUGCGCUUGCUGUUGAGGUGAAGCCAGAAUCGGUUUUUGAUGAAUAUGUUCAGCCACCACCAAAAAUUAUCUUCGAAAUACCAUUCGAGGGCGAGUUUGAUUUCAAAAAACAUUAUGACUUGUUAUGGGUACAAGAUAUCUAUCGGCGAUUCAUGUUCUUGUUCGCCAUAUCUUUUAACAUGCUUCGCGAUGCAAACACAUUGGAGGUAGCUUACAGAGAAUCAUUUGUUAAUCCUAAAAUUCCCAAGGCAUUCGAGGAUGUGAAUGACAAGAUCAG